This is a messenger RNA of Rhizoctonia solani, 753 nucleotides long. RefSeq names its product ribosomal L30 N-terminal domain. Gene Ontology annotation, molecular function: structural constituent of ribosome; RNA binding. Gene Ontology annotation, biological process: maturation of LSU-rRNA from tricistronic rRNA transcript (SSU-rRNA, 5.8S rRNA, LSU-rRNA). The record is from RefSeq and is a predicted model, not a curated record. The transcript has 6 exons. Gene Ontology annotation, cellular component: cytosolic large ribosomal subunit. Bases 1 to 753 code for a protein of 250 amino acids. Lineage: Eukaryota; Fungi; Basidiomycota; Agaricomycetes; Cantharellales; Ceratobasidiaceae.
AUGGCUCCCUCUACAACUGUUCCUACCGCGUCCCGGGUCGAGGUCCCCGAGACACUCCUCAAAAAGCGCAAGCAAUCCGAUAAGCAGAGGGAGGAAAAGCUUGCUGCUGUUCUUGCGGCGCGCAAGGCCCGUGCUGCCAAGCGCAGCGUCAUCUUCAAGCGCGCCGAGACCUAUGUGAAGGAAUACCUCGAGAAGGAGCAGGAGGAGGUCAGGCUCCGCCGUGCUGCCCGUGCCGCAGGUGACUUCUACAUCCCCGGCCAAGCCAAGGUGCUCUUCGUUGUCCGCAUCAAGGGUAUCAACAAAAUUGCCCCCAAGCCUCGCAAGAUCUUGCAGCUCCUCCGUCUCCUCCAGAUCAACAAUGGUGUUUUUGUCAAGGUCACCAAGGCUACCGGCCAGAUGCUCCGUCUCGUCGAGCCCUACAUCACCUUUGGCGAGCCCAACCUCAAAACCGUCCGUGAGUUGAUCUACAAGCGUGGCUAUGCCAAGGUCAACAAGCAGCGCGUCCCCCUCUCGGACAACGCCGUGAUCGAGAAGGAGCUUGGCAAGUUUGGUAUCAUCUCGAUCGAAGAUCUUGUCCAUGAGAUCUUCACUGUUGGCCCCAACUUCAAGCAGGCCAGCAACUUCUUGUGGCCCUUCAAGCUGUCCAACCCUACCGGCGGCUGGAGGACGAGGAAGUUCAAGCACUACGUCCAGGGAGGUGACCAGGGCAACCGUGAAGACAACAUCAACAAGCUCGUCAGGCAAAUGAACUAA